Messenger RNA from Odobenus rosmarus divergens (Pacific walrus), 2401 nucleotides. It is a transcript of the gene PKNOX1, whose product is annotated as PBX/knotted 1 homeobox 1. The record is from RefSeq and is a predicted model, not a curated record. Gene Ontology annotation, biological process: angiogenesis; regulation of transcription by RNA polymerase II. The transcript is spliced from 12 exons. NCBI's taxonomy places the organism in Eukaryota, Metazoa, Chordata, Mammalia, Carnivora, Odobenidae. Bases 266 to 1576 code for a protein of 436 amino acids. Gene Ontology annotation, molecular function: DNA-binding transcription factor activity, RNA polymerase II-specific; RNA polymerase II cis-regulatory region sequence-specific DNA binding.
CGCGUUGGCGUCGCCCUCCUCCCAUUGAGCGAGGCUGUGUCGCGUGGCCCAGCGUCGGCGUGACGGUUGGACGCGGGCGCGGCACUGCGGGUCCCGAUUGCUGCAGCCGCUUGUCAGUGUGAUGAAGAUUGGCACCCAGGCCGCAGAACCUGCUCCUCUCCGUCUGCUCCAUUUCAGGACAUGCGGCUCUGCUCUGCUGGUUGCUCAGACACCAUUUGCUUUUGACUCAAGAUGAUGUGAUGUUUUAUUAUAAAACUCAUUAACCAUGAUGGCUACACAGACAUUAAGCAUAGACAGCUAUCAAGAUGGGCAACAAAUGCAAGUAGUAACAGAGUUAAAAACGGAGCAAGAUCCCAACUGCUCUGAACCUGAUGUGGAAGGAGUGAGCCCCCCACCUGUGGGGUCCCAGACACCAAUGGAUGCGGACAAGCAGGCCAUUUAUAGGCAUCCACUGUUUCCAUUAUUAGCUUUGUUGUUUGAAAAAUGUGAACAAUCUACGCAGGGCUCAGAAGGCACAACUUCUGCCAGUUUUGAUGUAGAUAUUGAAAAUUUUGUAAGGAAGCAAGAGAAGGAAGGAAAACCCUUCUUUUGUGAAGAUCCGGAAACUGACAAUUUAAUGGUAAAAGCAAUCCAGGUUUUGCGUAUUCAUCUUCUUGAGCUGGAAAAGGUUAACGAACUGUGCAAAGAUUUCUGCAGUCGAUACAUUGCUUGUCUAAAAACGAAAAUGAACAGUGAGACUCUCCUGAGCGGAGAACCUGGAAGCCCGUAUUCCCCCGUGCAGUCCCAGCAGAUUCCAAGUGCCAUCUCAGGCACUCUCAGCCCCCAAGGAAUCGUGGUUCCAGCAUCUGCGCUGCAACAGGGGAACGUAACCAUGGCAACAGUGGCAGGUGGCACAGUGUAUCAACCUGUCACAGUUGUCACUCCUCAAGGCCAAGUAGUGACACAAGCGUUGUCACCUGGCACAAUCAGGAUCCAGAACUCCCAGCUUCAGUUACAGUUAAACCAAGAUCUAAGCAUCUUGCAUCAAGAUGAUGGCUCAUCUAAGAAUAAAAGGGGCGUUCUGCCGAAGCACGCUACCAAUGUGAUGAGAUCUUGGCUCUUUCAGCACAUAGGGCAUCCCUACCCGACAGAAGAUGAGAAAAAACAGAUUGCUGCUCAGACAAAUUUGACUCUACUCCAAGUUAACAAUUGGUUCAUCAAUGCCAGAAGACGGAUUCUUCAGCCCAUGUUGGAUUCUAGUUGUUCAGAAACUCCAAAAACUAAGAAGAAAACUGCUCAGAACAGACCGGUCCAGAGGUUUUGGCCUGACUCCAUUGCCUCCGGAACUGCGCAGCCGCCACCCAGCGAGCUGGCCAUGUCGGAAGGAGCCGUUGUGACGAUCACCACGCCCGUGAGCAUGAAUGUGGACAGCCUCCAGUCUCUGUCCUCAGAUGGCGCCACGCUGGCAGUGCAGCAGGUCAUGAUGGCGGAACAGAGCGAGGACGAGUCUGUGGACAGCACGGGGGACGGUGGGGCCGCACUCGCCCCCACCCACAUCAGUGGCCUGGUGCUGGAGAACAGCGACUCCCUGCAGUAGGGGGCCAGCGCGGCCCAGAACCGUGGGGCGGGCUGGCCUGACUUUUUAUAGUUUGCACAGCAAACAUUUUACACAGUUUUAUUUCUAAUAUGUUUUAUAUGUAGAUAGAGAAGAGUGCACUUUUGUAUUUCAUAGUAUGCUUCAAGAGCACCUUUGCUGGUGCAGCGACUUCUUUCAAGUGUGUGCGUGCGUGUGUGUGCGGGUUUUUAAGGAAAUUCUUUAAAGGUUUAACGCUAAAAAUGUGAUGAAUGACAAACACCCCUGUGAGCCCCUAAUUAGAUUAAGGAAUAGUGUUGCCAUUUUCUAAAAAAUUAUGCAGUUUUAAUUUAGUUCUGUGGUUGAAGCAGGUCUCAGUGGGCUGAUUUCUUUGUGUGGCCCAUGGAUUUGAAAGAAGCUUCUGCAUCUUAAAGCUGCCGGCGCGAGGCAGACACCGCACAACAAUAAAGUAGGCGUGACUCCGUGGUGGGCGUGCGGCGUCUGAAUACGCUUAGGUUCUCACACAUUCCGUGAGCCUGUUUCAUUUGCUAUAGAUAAAAAGAAAUUCCUAUUUUUACCUUGCUGGAAUUAUUGGAUAAAAAAGCUAUUUUUAUAAAUUCGUUAUGAAUUGGAUUAUGACUAUGUUGAGGAUAAAAUUUCUAGAGAAGAAACAAUACAUGCUUAUUAUUUCGAUUUGGAAUGUUCUGAACCGACCAAAUUUAGUGAACCUGCCCCAAGUUAGCUAGCAUUCCAUGGUUCUCUGCCAUCCCAGGGUAGUGAUUUAUAUUUACUACUAUGAAAGAAACAACUGUUGAAUGAAAUUUUGAUACCUGCAAAUUUUAGUUAAUA